Molecule: messenger RNA, 1499 nt
Organism: Cornus florida
Lineage: Eukaryota; Viridiplantae; Streptophyta; Magnoliopsida; Cornales; Cornaceae
Exons: 3
Coding region: 188-1234 (348 amino acids)
Molecular function (GO): protein binding
Source: RefSeq, a predicted model, not a curated record
GUCUCCAAAAUUCCGAAUCCUGUAUAGCCGACGGCACGCUUUUCUGAUUCCAAUUCCAAUUUUGUAAGGUUGUCUAUCUCCCUCUCUCUAUCUACACACAAACACACAUACAUAUGGUGUAUAUAUCCUUUAUUAUUCGAUUCAAUUAAAUUCUAAGAAAUUAAAUUUCUCCUCAAGGAAGAGAAGAAUGUUUAGCAAGAUCGUAGAAGAGAAGGCUCUGUACAUGGUUGUUGAUGGUGGUAACAUCUACAUAGAUGGUAAAAAGAUAAAUUGUCGUUACGCUUUUUACCGCAUAGAUCUGGAUGCCAAGUCGCUAAGUUAUCGGAGCAGCUCAACUGAUCAAGAUUAUUCUCUGCUGAAUGAGCCGGUGCUCCUUUUGGGAGUUGAAUUUCCCCGUGGUAUGGUUUUUUUCUCUUUCGGAUCCAAGAUUUAUAUGUUAGGUUCCAGGGAUUUGGUAAGAAGGUCUUGUAGUGUGUUUGUAUAUGAUACUGUUUCUGGUGAAUUGGGAGCUGCAAAUCAACAUUUGCGAACUCCAAAGAACGCACCCAUCGUCAUUCAGCCCGUGAAGCCCUUUGAUGACAGGGUUUUUGUUCUGAGUGAAGAUUUGUGUGGUCAUGAUUUAGAGGUUUUCUACCCUGGUGAUGAAGACUCAUCUUGGACAUUUAUUGGUGCUCCUUCCUGCUUCAUUUUACAACAGUAUUGUCGUGUUGUAUCUCAUGCAACUGCGUUGGACGGUUUUCUUCUCUUAAUGAAAACCAAUGUCGUAUUUUACUAUAACAUGCAUAAGAAUAUCUGGAGGAUCGUGAUUCCCCAAUCACCCAAUUUCUUAUUCCUACAACCUCGUGUGUUUGCUCAUGACAUGGCUAUGUGGUUUCACUUUUGCAAUGAUUCUUUCCUGUGCGGUUAUCAUGUUGACUCCAACAUUGGGAAAUUGCCACUCCUGUACCUCGAUGAUGCUCCUGCCUCUGUUCGUUCUCACCGGAAGAAUAAUCUCCUUUAUUUGGGUGACUCCAUGUUUUGCCUGGUGCGGUCAGGCUUUGAUAGGUUUGUUGAUCCGGGGCCUCCUAAUUGGAGGAGUACCUCUGAUCGCUUACCCUGCCAUCAUGCAGUGGCAACCCUGUUUCAAGUGGAUCCCUUUGCCAACGCCAUCUUAGAGCAGCGUUCUUAUCAGAUUUUGAAAGUCCAAGACGUAUUUUAUUCUAUGGCCAAUGUUUGCGCUUGCUUUGUCAUAUAAUAGGUGUAGAUGAACUCAGAUCCUCUUUCUGAAGGUUGAAGAAUGGGCACAUUAUUACAAGAAUAGGCCCUUGAGGGCCACUUGCUGAGAUGGCAUUACUUCAUCAAGUUAUGAAAGAUUACUGUAAUGGUGAGCGUAGCAACGGUUGACUUGAGAAACGAAAAUUUAAUGAUGUAUUAAUGUUUGAUGAACUCGUAUUUGCUAGGCUUUACCCUUGAGUAAUGAUCCUGAACCGCUAUGUCUGUUGGAUGACUCAUAUUUGGUA